Messenger RNA from Gasterosteus aculeatus aculeatus (three-spined stickleback), 5099 nucleotides. RefSeq names its product KIAA0825 ortholog. Lineage: Eukaryota; Metazoa; Chordata; Actinopteri; Perciformes; Gasterosteidae. The record is from RefSeq and is a predicted model, not a curated record.
GCCACGGACGCUUUCUGUGCCCGGAAAUAACGACAAUAACUGGAUAUCAUACAAAUAACACGGCGCUGUUUGAUUAACGGGGAUGUUUGAUCGAUUGAUAACAAUAACUCCGGUCCGACGUAGAAGCUGCUUAUGAAGCCGCACGGCUGUUUGCCAAAUAAUGCUACAUAUUGCGUAAACCUCUGGAAAAUGUCCAUAUUCAAUGACCGUAAAUCAAGCUAAACGUUACAUGUAAAAGACAUUUCUACGAGAUCGAAUAUAAAGGAUCUUGUUCAGUGGCUGUGCAUGGGCCCCUGCUCAGAGGGGCUCACAGUGGCGCGGAGGGAGCAUGACGAGGAGGGGAAACCGUAAGCGAGAAGAAGAGAUGGAGAAAUAAUAAAGGACAAGCUUAACCGCAGUAUGGAGUGGCCGGCGGAUUUUCCUGAAGACCACGCCUUUGUGGAGCCGCCGGUUCCAGGCCUUCCCAGCGAGCUGGACUUUGAACAGCUCCUUAAAGACGCGGAGGAGAAACUCAAUCUCAAUGCCAACAGCAUUGAGCGUCAGCUGAAGGAGCUCCAGGCCAAAAUGGGAGACUCCCGGGAGCGUCCGCCGAGCCCUUCGGAGUGUCUGCAGUGGUUCAACAUCAAAGCGCACAACAGUUUCCGACCGGUUAACACUGGACAUCAAGAGCUCCUGGACUUUUUUGGAGCUUUGAACCAGUACCUUGGGUCUGAAGACGCUGGGAAAGAGGAGGUGACACUUCAACUACUGCUAGAUUUGUCUGGCCUUUGCGGCAUCUGCUUUCCCUGUACCCCCUCCUCUUCAUCCUGCCCCUCCUCUCUGAAUGCCUCCUCCGUCCACCUGGUUCAUCAAGUCAGAGAUGAUGCUCCAUUAGAGAUCCAAGAGGCAUGGAAUGAUGUCCGUCUCCAGCUUCAGCGUCACCUGCUGGACAGGCUGUCUUCCCAAUUCCCAGGUCAUCCCGCACCCAGACAUAUUUCUGUGACUGAACGGGUCCACUGUCUGCGACAGCUGUUCUUCCUUUACCCUGAGUCGGAGGCCCUCACACAUUACCAGGGUCUGAGAAGCCGAUCCGUAUUGGCUCUUCUGGUCUCUGCACUGAGCUCAAGCCCAGGCGGGGAGAGCGGCUUUGACCGACUGGCUAAAGGCUUCCGCAACGCUGCCCCGGCUCUGACCCAAGCCCUCCAAGAGGAGAUCCACGUCCUGUCACGACUAGCAGAACCAUGCACCCUCCUGGGUUUCCUGAACGUGGCCUACUUCAGCACAGUGGCCCAGGAACUGGCCUCCCUGAUGGAGAGAGAAAGUGAGACGGCCCUGAGGGACAACACCACGCUCAGUGGCAAGAUCAAGAAAUAUUCUGCCAGGUCUCGGGCAACCGUAGCACCAAUGGAGCUCCCCAUGAAAGGCAGAAGCUUCAGUUUAACAUCCCACCAGCUGAGGGCGUUAACCCAGCUCGCCUGCACCCUGCUCGGGUUUGAGCGGACUGUGAAGGAGCUGGUCACUAAUUUGACUGUUAUUGACUGCACAGGAGAGACUCGCUCUGUAAAAGGCAUUUUGAAAAAGAACCGAGAAGACUUAGAUAUGACCACAGAUUGCAAGAAAUCCACAGCUGAAGCACUUCUCCACAUGCCAGAGGCACAUGUUUUGGAGUUUGAUUGGAGGUCAGCGUUUAUAGGGCUGGUCCCUCACAUGGCCCACUGUGUUAAAGUGGUGCUGGAUGAUGUUUGCACAAAGAGUCUACAGAAGGAAGAAGCUUUACAUUCUUCAGGACAAACCUCCAUCACCCUGAGCCGCACUGGAGGACACACGGCCAGCGCAGCUGGAAACACGCAUCUCAGAGAAGACUCCUUCUACACCUACUCAGAGAGAGAGACUCCCAAAAUGAUAGCAAAGUUCUGUGGAGCAAUCAUGAGCGAGCUGGAUGCCUUACUACCGCUGGCAGCGGCCUGCAGGGACAGCUCUCUCCUGGAGGUGCGGUCCAGCUUCGUGGAGGGAUGUAGCAGGACAGUGUUUUCCAUGCUGUCCCGUUUGCAAGGCAGGGCCCUUGAGGUACCGUCCUCUGCACCUCUGAGGAACCUGCCAGCUCUGCUGGCCACUUGCAUUUAUGUGCACCAACGACUGGAGCACUACCAUGCAAGGCUGAAAGAUUCAAAUACUACUGCAGCCAAAGUAUCCCUAACUCUGCUGCCUAUUCAGAAGUACCAGGAUACAGUGGAGGCACUGCGAGACCAGCUGGUCACCUACUGUAUCCAGGUCUGUUCCACCUGCAUUCUCCAAGACGCAGAGAGUCACCACUGGGCCGACCCCAAACCUUUCUACGAGGGUGAGCGCUGCUCUUUCUCGGUACAGAUGUGGUUCUACUUCCUGCGUGGGCUGCGUAGCGACCUCUGGUUGGUGCUCCCGGCGGAGAUGGCCAAGGACGUGCUCGGCCAGGUGCUUUCAGAGACUUUACAGCUGCUGGUGCAGAGAUAUGCUAGGGCCCGUCCUUCGUACAAGAGACACAUGCAAAUCAGAUGUGACAUUACAGCAUUGUUGCUUUAUGUGGAGGAGCUGAUGUGGAGCGUCUGUGAAAGUCCAGAGGCCUUGGUGCGCUCCAAUCCUUCUACAGCAAUUGCCAUAAUCGCUGGCGGAUCAGACUGGCUUUACCAAAUCCACAGCCUGUGUGACCAACUCCUGACAGUCCUUGUCAUUGUCACUGCACCUCUAUCUCUGCUGUAUAGGGUAUUUAUGAAUAAUCCUGCAAUAGAAUCUACGCAACAUCAGCCUGACAGUCAUGUUGUCCACUGGCUGAAUGCUAUCAACCUCGACCUCUUCUCAGAGGAGGCCGUACGAGACGGCCUUUUGGGCCAGGCGGCUUCUUUAUGUCAGCUGAGGCUGCUGAACUCUGACCCAGGAUUCAAUCCCAGGUUGCUACUGCAAAUGCUGCUGUUCAAAGACUGUCACCUGUCCACAAUUCUCCUGGAACACACUCAUAUUUGCCAAGAAAGCUGCUUAGAGAUUUGUACAGAAAGCUGCAAGACAGAAGAAGAUUUGAAAGUGGCAUUUUUUAACCUCUUCAGUUGCCUGAACAAUGUUCCAAAGGCCUUGACUCAGAUUCUUCAACCAUACCUGGAAAGGUCACACAUGUGGGAACAUCUCUACACUCUGGCAGACACAACACAGGCCGCACCUGCAGUGAUCAGCUGUGUGCGGGCGAUAGUCACCAAGUCAACCAACAGCCUCUUGGUACACCUGGUCUCUAUGGUGAUGGGUUGGCAAACCACAGAGGAGCCCGGUGGAGCCUCAUGCAAGCAGAAUGUACCAGAAAGAGUCCUGGCUAAAAUCCCCAAGGACUGGAACUACCCACCACUCGAAGCACAGGGAAGGGAGACCAACUCUAAGACCGUCAUAUCCGUGAUCAUUCAAGCCUUGUCCUUCAUUUUCACCAAUCUGCCCUCGGCCGUGGCGUCGGUUCCUCUCCCCGUCCGCUUCCUUUUCCAAGUGGCAGAGAAGCACCUCUCCCAACAUGCUGGGCAGCUGCGCUUAAUGGGCCUGUUACUCUGGGCCCUGUUAGGCUGUCUGAUCCAGGGCCUGGAGGACUCGGACACACUAGAACAGAUCAGUGGUCUGGCUCUGGACCGUGGUGCAAGGGAACCCCUUUACCUCCUGGCUGAGUGCCUACAGGCUACCAUGGGCAUUCAACAGAAGGGUGUCCCCAAACCUACAGUGCAAAAAGUGCUCCAGGCUCUGGAAGAAAAAAGACCCAAGUGGACAAACAUACAGCUGCAGAAGGCCCGUAAGCUCUGCACAGACAGCGUGUUUGAGCGGGGAAAGGAAAGCGGAGUCGCUGCGGCUGAACUGACUGAGCAGAAAAUAGGCCUGAUGCUGCUGGAGAUCUGCCACAAAGCAGGUGGCAGCGACUACCUGAGGCAGAUCUAUCACAUCAUCCAAAGCAAUGAGGAACUACUGAUGUUUAAACUGAGUGGAAGACCUACGUCUCCCAAUAAUCCCCCUCACUCGAUGAACUUUGACCCCGCCAGUGAGGGUCACGCUGACACCGGAGGUUUCAAUCCUCUCUACCAAUUUGACCACAUUGGCAAGAAGAAGCUGGAUCAGAGUGCAGCAGUGGAUUGGGCUUGGGACUGGCCAAGGCUGCUGCCAGCAUAUCAGAGCAUGUGUCAGGUGACCUUCAAAACUCUGCUGGCCAACAGGUGGGAGAUGCAGGACGGUGCGGAGCUGGAAGAUGGAGAGAAAUUCAUGGUACACGAACUUCAGAGAGCUCAUUUUGUUUGCUGCUGCAGCCGGGGACCAGAGGACCCUCCCAAAGGCGACGAGACACUGGCAGAGGAGACCCAGGGGGAAGCUCAACACUCCCGAUAAAAGGGCUGCCCAAUAAUAUGCCACGCAGUAGGAAUUUUUAUCAUGUUGUAAAUGUUUUCCAGUCACACUCACUUGCAGCUCUCAAGGUACUAGGAUAAUGGUGUCUGUGUGUGUGUGUGUGUGUGUGUGUGUGUGUGUGUGUGUGUGUGCGCGCACGCACAUUUGUGUGUGUAAUUGGUGCCGUACAUGCGCUGUGUGCAGCAGGUUUGCAUAUCUGUGUGCAUGAAAACAUGAGUGUGAGAGAGCGGAAAAGAAACUGUGAAACAAUAAAAGGAGUGCAGGAGACUUUCCCUUCCUCCUUAUACACACGUCUCAAACAAACUCGCUGUGCUUUCCUUUGCUGCAUAUGGCGCAUUUCAUCUUUUCGCAGCGCUUCUACAGGAAUCAGUUCUGGGAAAUGGAGGAACUGGAUUUGUUUGCCUGGGACAAGAUGGGUCUGUGUGAUCAUUGUUGGUAGCUGAAGGUUUUUUUUUGAGACAGUGAGUGUAAAGGCGUCGGUGUCAGCAUAACUUCUCCUGGUUCCUGAAAGCAAACAUCAAGUGUCACAGUUGAAAAGCAAGAUGAUGUAUGUUUUGAUUGCGCUGCGUCCAAUUAAGCUGCACAACCAUACGGUAUCAGUCUGUAUUUUCUUCAAAUUGGAAAGACAUUUAUUUCAUGUGAAAUAGGAUUACUGAGUAUAGUUUUCCAACUUUGUCCAUAUUUAGUUAUUUAUGAGAAAAUAAAAUCAUAUUGUUACUCCACAA